This is a messenger RNA of Cervus elaphus (red deer), 6581 nucleotides long. It is a transcript of the gene DEPTOR, whose product is annotated as DEP domain containing MTOR interacting protein. Gene Ontology annotation, molecular function: protein binding. Gene Ontology annotation, biological process: intracellular signal transduction; negative regulation of TOR signaling. The transcript has 9 exons. Lineage: Eukaryota; Metazoa; Chordata; Mammalia; Artiodactyla; Cervidae. Bases 555 to 1835 code for a protein of 426 amino acids. The record is from RefSeq and is a predicted model, not a curated record.
GACAUCACCGACUCGAUGGACAUGAGUUUGAGCAAACUCUGGGAGUUGGUGAUGGACAGGGAGGCCUGGCGUGCUGCAGUCCAUGGGGCCGCGAAGAGUCGGACACGCCUGAACGACUGACAAGCAACAGCAAAGGCAGGUAAGCUGUCUCUGGUGAGAAGGUUGGGCGAGAAGCAUGGUUAAUUUCUUGAAGCCCUUCAAUGACGUGUACACCCUUCCCAGUUCACUGCUUAGGGAAAUGAUGAUUUCUAUCCUGGCAGUCGGGGACGUGGACGAUAUAAUAAAAAUGCCGGCACCCUUGCGUAGUAGCCUCCCCGGCCGUGCCCAGGACCUCGCAGACCAGCUGUGCGCGUCAAGGAGGGGCCCGCGGACCAGACCCACAGGCUCAGCCAGCGCUCAGAGUCGCCCCGCCGAGUGUUGAUGUUUCCCUCUCGGCCCCGCCCCCGGCCACGCGGGGAUCGGCCACGCCCCAGGUGGGCGGGCUCGCCGGGCACCGCCCACCGCCUCCCCGCGGCAGCCAAUGGCGUGUGAGCUCCGCACCGCCCCCAGCAAACAUGGCGGGGGCGGCGUCAGUGCGGGCAGGCAGGGGCUCGGAACCGAGCCCACGGCGGACCGCGGAGACUGAGGGCGCGGCGCGGGCCAUGGAGGGGGGCGGCGGCGGCGACGGCGGGGCGCGGCAGCGCGAGCUCGAGCGCAUGGCGGAGGUCCUGGUCACCGGCGAGCAGCUGCGGCUCAGGCUGCAUGAAGAAAAGGUGAUUAAAGACAGGCGACAUCAUCUUAAAACCUACCCAAACUGUUUUGUCGCAAAAGAACUGAUUGACUGGCUGAUCGAACACAAGGAGGCGUCUGACAGAGAGACGGCUAUUAAACUCAUGCAGAAGCUGGCGGACCGGGGCAUCAUCCACCACGUGUGUGAUGAGCAUAAGGAAUUCAAGGACGUCAAACUCUUCUACCGCUUUAGAAAGGAUGACGGCACCUUCCCCCUGGACAAUGAAGUGAAGGCCUUCGUGAGGGGACAGAGGCUGUAUGAGAAGUUGAUGAGCCCCGAGAACACGCUCCUGCAGCCCCGGGAGGAGGAGGGGGUCAAGUACGAGCGCACCUUCAUGGCGUCGGAGUUCCUGGACUGGCUGGUGCAGGAGGGGGAGGCCACGGCGCGGGAGGAGGCGGAGCAGCUCUGCCGGCGGCUCCUGGAGCAUGGCAUCAUCCAGCACGUGUCCAACAAGCACCCAUUUGUGGACAGCAACCUUCUCUACCAGUUCAGAAUGAACUUCCGGCGGAGGCGAAGGCUGAUGGAGCUGCUCAGUGAGAAGUCCCCGUCCUCCCAGGAGACGCACGACAGCCCCUUCUGCCUGCGGAAGCAGAGCCAUGACAACCGCAAGUCUACCAGCUUCAUGUCAGUCAGCCCCAGCAAGGAGAUCAGGAUCGCGCCGGCCGCACGGAGGAGCAGCAUGAGCAGCGGCAGCAGCGGCUACUUCAGCAGCAGCCCCACGCUCUCCAACAGCCCGCCGGUGCUCUGCAACCCCAAGUCUGUGUUGAAGAGGCCUGUCACUUCUGAGGAACUCUUGACUCCUGGGGCCCCGUAUGCGAGGAAGACAUUCACGAUCGUCGGGGACGCGGUCGGCUGGGGCUUCGUGGUGCGCGGGAGCAAGCCGUGCCACAUCCAGGCCGUGGACCCCAGCGGCCCGGCGGCGGCGGCGGGGAUGAAGGUCUGUCAGUUCGUCGUCUCCGUGAACGGGCUGAACGUGCUGCACGUCGACUACCGCACGGUGAGCAACCUGAUUCUGACGGGGCCGCGGACCAUCGUCAUGGAGGUCAUGGAGGAACUGGAGUGCUGAGCGCGCCCGGGCCGGGCGGGCAGGGGCCCCGGGCGCGCGACGGCCGGCGCGGGCUGGCGGCGGAGCGCGGACCUUCGCCUAACCCUGACCCUAACCGCGCACCUUCGCUCCGCCCGCCGGCACACGUCUUCAUUCGCGUUCCCUGCAGACUCCCUGCUGAAUGUGGGAGGACCAGGCAGUACGUCUCUAAACAAGAAAAAAGUUAAAGACAACUUCUGUCGCUGCAGAAAAAGUUUGAGACGUAGAAUUUUUUUUUUCCCGCAUAGUUGCAUUGCCUUCUCAGCUUCCAUCUAUAGUUCUCAUCCAUUGAUUUUGGUCUUGGUUCACAAAAAGUUGUUGAGAUGCUUCUCUCGCCAAAACAGCAACGUGCUAAAAUCGCCCUCGUGGGAAUCAGUACGGUAGUUUUUCUAGACUUUAAGUAGUACUCUCACCAAAACGAGCAUGGAUCUGUUGAUUAGAGGAUCUCAAUUUCACUGAAUUUCAAAUUAAAGCAACAUCCAAAGGAAUAGUACUUGUUAGCUGGCAUUUUGAAGGUUCUGAAGCAUUUUUUUUACUUUUUCUUAAUUCCUGCCUUUAGUAUCAACUUCUAACUUAAUGUGUGUUUUCAAUUAUGGCAGUGGUCAAAGAGCAAAAAUAUUGUGAUGACGUGGGUGGGAUAGAAAGAGAGAUAAUUACUUAAAACUGUAUGUGCUGUUUUCUCUUUCUGAGCCUGAAUCGUUCUGUCAAUCAGCAACAGCAGCUUUCUAGAAAUAAUUCUGAAUAUGUUGAAUAUCAAAACAGACAAGUUUGUAUGUACAUAUAUAAUUCAAAAUCAUGCCUCUGGCAAGAUUUCACUCUGAAGCUGUCCCUUGUGAAGUGCAGUAUCCUAGAACUUGGCCCAUAUGUGAUAAAACUUGAAACUGCAUUGCCUGAUUGGCCUGAAUUUUCACUAGCCUUCUAGUGUGACACAUUCUAAGGACAUGACAUGCUGCUCAUUUGAUGGGAUUGCUUUUCACCAAAAGCACCUUCUUGUGUUGUAACUUUCUCGCCCACUUGUACAUAUGCAUGUUUCUUUUUUUUUUUUUUUUUGGUCUUGAAGACAAUGCAUUUUGGAGCUUGGUGUAUAGAGGAAGUUUUUCAGAGUGCCAAAUUAAGGAGUCAGGGAGUGCUCAAUUCCUUUUAUUUUCAUAUAACACUUUCUAAAUGACAAGGCUACUUUCUUAUCACGUAGUAACAAAAUAUGAAUGUUGUGCCUCAGCCUUUGUUAGUGAUGGGUUGUAACGUGGUGGUGCUGGUGGAGUGGACACGCCGUGCUGAAGGUGUCAGACGUCUGUGUUUCUGGUAGCCCAGCUCUUCUCGUCUGUAGCCUUAGGCCGAGAGCAGGGUUUUGCAGUAAUGUAGGAUGCUGGCGUGAGUCCUGUUGGCCGGCCUUGGGAAGCCCUGCCGUGCGUUUAUACAUGUGCCAGGCACUGUGCUCUCUCUUCAUCCUCAUCAUGACCCGCGAGGCAGCUGGAAUCGCCCUCAUGUUUCGGAUUGGAAGCUCAGUCUGAGCGAGUUUAGGAGUGGUCUCUAAGCCCCCACAGUGGCAGGAACUCCUGGUUACAGACGCUGGAUUCAGACACGCUCGGUCUUGUGGGGACGCCCUGUCCCCCCAGCCCGUCCCCCCUGGAGACCGUCCGUGACGCCUUCUUCUGGCCCCUUGCCGCACUCACACUGUGCCCGGGCGGCCAGCGGCGGCGUCAUCUCCGUGUUACCGCUGAGGAGACGGGCUCAUCAAGGCCGGACUCUUAACAGUAAGUGGGAGGCAUUAACCAUCAGGCUUUCUUUAAAAGGUCGUCCUAAAUGCCUUCUGGGCCUGGGUGUUCACGGGUGCCUCGAGAAGAAGGCAGGCCUCCGGGAAUGGCAUCCUCUCGCCUGCUGCUGCUCCUUGUCUCCCAUCCUGAUGACUGUUGGGACGCUGGCACAUCUCCACGUCCCUUCAGCCAGCCUAAGCAGCAGAGAAGAGUUUUCCUUGAUUCAGAGGGUGGCGUUGAUGUCUUUGCUCAGAUGAAGACCUGGGUGAAGGAAGGGGUACUAAGGUGAAGGGAGGGAAGCCUUUGGCUCCCACCACCCUGAGCUUAAAGCCCAGACGCCAGCGAGUUCUGCUUCAGGAGCGCGUCCCCUGAGCUGUGGUCCCAGCCCACACUGUAUCCUCACCCUGUGAACGCUCCUCGCCCAGAGGACCCUGUUGCGCUUUCUCCAGCUUUUGCACACAUGGCUUUUCCUCCCUGGAAUGUUCUUUCUCUGUCUUUGCCUGGAACAGUCUGUCUUAUGAACUCCCCUGAGGUGUUGUCUUAGACAUUCCCUCUGAGAAAUCUUUGCCAGCAGCCUGGUUCUGGGAUGGAUGCCCUUCUUGAAUUCCCAGGGACCCCUAUACACCAGCCUCCUGUGAUCCCAGCACUGCUGACAUUUCCUAGGAAAUGGUCCCGUUCCUCGUCUGUCUCCCUGAGUUCUUUCUAAGCGUCUGCAGGCCGGGACUGAGUCCUGCUCCCCAGGUGUUGCCUUCGCCUAACACGUUUCCUGACACAGAGCAGGCUGUCAGCUCUCCCCUGCUGUCUGAGCAGGCAACCCACAGCGUAGCUUCUGACGCUGCUGAUUCGCUUGGGAGCCUGUGGUUGGUGUUUUGGGCAGAGCUGUGCUCGGGGACCGACCGCAGCCUGACGUCCUGGCUGAGUUCACACGCGCAUCUGAGGUCAGAGAGGCCGAUGCUCAGGGCUGGCUGACUCUGUCUGGCUGUGGCCUGGGGCUGUGGCUGAGACUCCUCCGAUGGAUUCACUAGGUCUUUCCCCAUAGCUGACCCAGUCUUCCUCGUUGGGUCUCAUGAGAUCAAAGAGAGGAAGCAUAGAAACUGCAGACCCUUCUGUGGACAUGCUCGGAGGUCACACAGUGUCCCUUCCAUAGCCUUUUCUUGGCCAGUGCAAGUCACAAAGCUGGCCCAGAACCAAGAGGUCAGAAAGCAGACUCCCCCUUGUGAUGGGAGGAGCUGCCAAGAGUCUGGCUGUUUUUAAUCCACCCAGAGACAAUAACUACUUUUUGAAUAAAGGCCUAAGGAGUUACCUAGUUGUUGAAAGACUUCAGCACUCAGAUGUCAAUAACUGACCACCCGCUGGGUAGAAGUGCAACAGUUGUGAACAAAGGCCCACGCCCAGUGAACACUGAAGAGUCAGGAAAUCCUAAGACCAUAGUGCGGCGUGGAGCUACAUGGAGCUACGCAGAGCUCGGGUUCACCCUUCGUGUUUCGCUGAGGCGUGGAGCCGUCUUGUUGGGCGGGCCUGGGUCCAGCACCUCCCUCCCCACAGUCCCUCAGUGUGGCCCCCCGCCGUGGAGGGCGGGGUGGGGAUGACAUGCGGUUGCGCCCUGUACCCCUGAAGGUGAAGGAUACGUACUUUUAACUCAGGCCUUGAGUUGUUAAAUCAUAGCAUAUUAAAAAGUAAAUAUUUUGUAUGGUAUUUUGACAGUUGAACUGCUUUAAAAUUUAGGAACUCCAUUCCUAAACAGAACACCAAGAAUUAUUCUGAAUUAGCAGGAAGCAGGAUUUCAAAGAACUUUUGUGUCCUAUGUGUGUGUGUGUCUGCGUUUUGGGGAAUUGUGUGUGAGAAUUGAGAUCGCUCAUGGAGAAUCUCUGCAAUGACGUAGUUUGUCCCCAGAGAAGACACGCGUGGUUUUCCAGCUGGCUGCGUGUUAGUGAUGGAGACAGAACCCGCUUUACGUCAAGUCAUUAGCAUAAGAUGUGCAGUCAGCGCUGAUUCGAAAGCCAUGUUGGUUGAUUCUGCUGUAGAGAGAAAAUUCAGCCUCCCUUUGGGUUGGUUCUGCUAUCUGCUGUUCUCUUAUUAAUCUCUGUCAGAUAAUGAUAUGAACUGAUACAUUUCUGGUUGAGAAAUGGUGGGUAACAUGAAGAAGAGAUCCAUGUUUGAGUAGAUUAGGUACGACCAGCUUCACACUACCUUAUAAAAGGUGAAUGCGUUGGAGCAGUAACAAUUAACAGUCUAGAAAUCACUGCUCUCAGUCCAGAAUGGAGCCUCACUUUUCCAAAUACUCAUUCCUUUCAGAUAUGUCAUGAAAAUAAUCUGCUUUCAAGAUCUGUUUGGAUAAUGUUAAGUAUUCUCUCCUGUUGAAUAUUAAUCGUGUUUCAUUUUGAUGUUCCAUGAUCAGAAUAGCCCAAGAUCAUUUCAGUUUUGCAAAUUGGUUGGAGUCUAUUGGUGUCAUUGACCAUGGUUUUACUCAUUCAAAGAAGAAUUUCAGGUAUAAUAUGUUUUUCCUCAGCUCAAUACCAAGAGGACAAAUCUACCAUGUACCAAAAGGAAGUUCAUAAUCAAAGUCACUAUAUGGUAUUGUCAAAUGCAUUAAUAUAUGUACUUAAUAUAUGUUUAUUUUUAAAUUAGGUUGAAAUUUAUUUUCUGUUUCUUAAAAGUUAUAGCAAAAUAAUUAAAAUUAUAACAAUAGACAGUAUAGCAUGAAAUAAAUGUUAAAUUUUUAAAACAAUGCCUUUAGGAUUUCAGCUUUUCUUUUCUUUAGAACAAAUUAACCAUUUUUUUAUCCUAAGAAAGAGUUGCAUUGUAAAGCUGAUCUACAGCUAAUUUAUCAGAGAAAACAUGUGGGGCUGGUAUCUAAUUCUCUAAUGUAACCAAAAGUGCCAUUUGUAGAACUACUUAAUGAUGGAUGUUUUCUGAAGCUCUUUUGCCUGGGGAAAAAAGAAAAGUGCAUUAAAAAGUUUUUUUCUCUACUGUA